Pteropus alecto (black flying fox) is the source of this 4147-nucleotide messenger RNA. It is a transcript of the gene PPP1R13B, whose product is annotated as protein phosphatase 1 regulatory subunit 13B. The record is from RefSeq and is a predicted model, not a curated record. The transcript is spliced from 16 exons. Gene Ontology annotation, biological process: negative regulation of cell cycle; apoptotic process; regulation of apoptotic process. Gene Ontology annotation, molecular function: p53 binding; transcription factor binding. The coding region runs from base 1 to 3264 and encodes 1087 amino acids. NCBI's taxonomy places the organism in Eukaryota, Metazoa, Chordata, Mammalia, Chiroptera, Pteropodidae. Gene Ontology annotation, cellular component: nucleus.
AUGAUAUUAACCGUCUUCUUGAGCAACAAUGAACAGAUUUUGACAGAAGUUCCUAUAACACCAGAAACAACAUGUCGAGAUGUCGUGGAAUUUUGCAAGGAACCUGGAGAAGGCAGUUGCCAUCUGGCUGAAGUGUGGCGGGGGAAUGAGCGCCCCAUCCCCUUCGAUCAUAUGAUGUAUGAACAUCUUCAGAAGUGGGGGCCACGGAGGGAGGAAGUGAAAUUUUUCCUUCGCCACGAGGACUCCCCAGCUGAGAGCAGUGAGCAAGGUGGCCGUCAGACCCAAGAGCAAAGAACUCAGAGAAAUGUAAUAAAUGCACCUGGAGAAAAACGUACUGAAAAUGGGGUUGGGAAUCCACGUGUCGAACUGACCCUGUCAGAGCUUCAAGAUAUGGCAGCCAGGCAGCAACAGCAAAUUGAAAACCAGCAGCAGAUGCUGGUUGCCAAGGAGCAGCGUUUACAUUUCCUAAAGCAGCAGGAGCGCCGUCAGCAGCAGUCGAUUUCUGAAAAUGAAAAGCUUCAGAAGUUGAAGGAACGAGUAGAAGCCCAGGAAAACAAGCUGAAAAAGAUCCGCGCCACAAGAGGACAGGUGGACUACAGCAAAAUUAUGAAUGGCAACCUGUCUGCUGAAAUAGAAAGGUUCAGUGCCAUGUUCCAGGAGAAGAAGCAGGAAGUACAGACUGCGAUUUUAAGAGUGGAUCAGCUCAGCCAGCAGCUGGAAGACUUGAAGAAAGGGAAACUGAACGGGUUCCAGCCUUACAGCGGCAAGCUGACCGGCCCCGCUGCGCUGGAGCUGAAGAGGCUGUACCAGGAGCUGCAGAUUCGUAACCAGCUUAACCAGGAACAGAAUUCAAAACUCCAGCAGCAGAAAGAACUCUUAAAUAAGCGCAACAUGGAGGUGGCCAUGAUGGACAAGCGCAUCAGCGAGCUGCGCGAGCGUCUGUACGGGAAGAAAGUCCAGCUGAGCCGUGUGAAUAGCGCGUCCUCGCCACAGUCACCGCUGAGCACGCCGGGCAGGGUUGCUGCCGUGGGCCCUUACAUCCAGGUUCCCAGCGCCGGCAACUACUCGGCCCCGGGGGACCCCAUAAAGCCCCAGUCUCUGACUAUUGCUUCAGGUGCCGCCCAUGGAAGACCCAAACCCGCCAAUGAUGGAAACUGGCCAACAUUAAAACAAAAUUCUAGCUCUUCCGUGAAACCAGUGCAACUUGCCAGUGUGGACUGGAAGGACUCGAGCAUGGAGGGGCCUCUCAAGCAGGGGACCGUCGCCAGCCAGCCCGUGCCCCCAUCAGCUCUGGGAACCACUGAGAAGCUGGGCAUCGAGAUGGGUAAAGUGCCACCCUCUAUGCCUGGUGUCGGCAAGCAGCUGCCUCCGAGCUAUGGGACGUACCCAAGUCCUGCGCCCAUGGGUCCAGGGUCGACAAACUCCCUGGAGAGGAGGAACGAGGGCAGCUCGCCCAGGCCUGGCGCAGGCCUUCCCAGUCGGCAGAAACCCAGCCCGCUGCCCCCCACAGGCGGCACCCACCAGCCGGGUUCUUCGCAGCAGAUUCAGCAGAGGAUUUCUGUGCCGCCAAGUCCCACGUACCCGCCAGCGGGGCCGCCUGCAUUUCCAGCGGGGGAUGGCAAACCGGAACUCCCACUGACUGUGGCCAUUAGGCCUUUUUUAGCUGAUAAAGGGUCCAGGCCCCAGUCCCCUAGGAAGGGACCCCAGACAGUAAAUUCAAGUUCCAUCUACUCCAUGUACCUGCAGCAAGCCACGCCGCCUAAGAAUUACCAGCCAGCGGCCCACAGCGCCUUAAAUAAGUCGGUUAAAGCAGUGUACGGGAAGCCCGUCCUACCUUCCGGUUCAACGUCCCCAUCACCGUUGCCGUUUCUUCAUGGGUCCUUGGCCACAAGCGCAUCGCAGCCCCCGCCGCCUCCAGAGGGCACGGAGAAGGAGCCAGAGCCGGACAGCGCAGCCCCGCCCGGGGAUGGCGGCUCGGGCACCGUGGAGAGCCUGCCGCGGCCGCUCAGCCCCACCAAGCUCACGCCCAUCGUGCACUCGCCGCUGCGCUACCAGAGCGAUGCUGACCUGGAGGCGCUGCGCAGGAAGCUGGCCCACGCGCCCCGGCCGCUGAAGAAGCGCGGCUCCAUCACGGAGGCCGAGGGCCCCGGCGGGCCCAACAUCCAGAAGCUGCUGUACCAGCGUUUCAACACCCUGGCCGGCGGCAUGGAGGGCACCGCAUUCUGCCAGCCCAGCCCCUCGCAGGGCUUCACCGGCACGCUGGCCGACGUAGACAAUGGGAACGCCAACGCCAAUGGGAACCUGGGGGAGGCCGGCCCCGCCCAGCCCACAACUCCGCUCGGGGAGCCUGCCCCGGCCUCAGACGCCAAUGACAACGAGCUCCCUCCACCUGAGGCAGAGGGGCUCGGCUGUCUCCAGACUGCCCGCCCAGCAGUCGAGCCCGCCGAGGACGACAACAACAACGUGGCCACAGCGCCUGCCACACAGCAUGUCCCCAGCCCGGGGGCCGAGGCCCCCUCCCCAGGAGGGGAGCGAGUCCCAUCAUCGCUGCCCCUUGUCGCGCCCCCGCCAGCCUCCUUGACGAGCAAACGGACCAACCUGAAGAAGCCGGACUCGGAGCGCACGGGCCGCGGGCUGCGGGUGCGCUUCAACCCCCUGGCGCUGCUCCUGGACGCGUCCCUGGAAGGCGAGUUCGACCUGGUGCAGAGGGUCAUCUACGAGGUGGAGGACCCCAGCAAGCCCAACGACGAGGGCAUCACCCCGCUGCACAACGCCGUCUGCGCCGGCCACCACCACAUCGUCAAGUUCCUGCUAGACUUCGGGGUCAACGUGAAUGCCGCAGACAGCGACGGCUGGACGCCGCUGCACUGCGCCGCCUCCUGCAACAGCGUCCACCUCUGCAAGCAGCUGGUCGAGAGCGGCGCCGCCAUUUUCGCCUCCACCAUCAGCGACAUCGAAACCGCCGCGGACAAGUGCGAGGAGAUGGAGGAGGGUUACAUCCAGUGCUCCCAGUUCCUAUACGGGGUGCAGGAGAAGUUGGGCGUGAUGAACAAGGGCGUGGUGUAUGCUCUGUGGGGCUACGAGGCCCAGAAUAGCGACGAGCUGACCUUCCACGAAGGAGACGCCAUCACCAUCCUGAGGCGCAAGGACGAGAGCGAGACCGAGUGGUGGUGGGCUCGCCUCGGGGACCGGGAGGGCUACGUGCCCAAGAACCUGCUAGGGCUGUACCCUCGGAUCAAACCCCGGCAGCGGACGCUCGCCUGAGUCCCCCCUCGGAGCGCUGCGCGGGCUGCGCCAGGGAGCCGCCGAGCUAACCCUGCGUCCGCCCGGAGCGACUGCCGCUGUCGAGGCGCUCCUGUCGCAGACGGCGCCCACCGUGACACCUGCGGCUCCUAGGCGAGGCCCUUUCUCGACUUUCGCCUCCAAGGAGACUGAAUUUUGCCAGUUACUGUAAAUCCAAAUAAACACCGAGCUUUCUAAGUGACCACCUGUGCUGCCAGUGGAGACGGACACUUUCCGACUUGGUCCCAAGGCCGCCCUCAUUCCCAGUGUCGCCCUCCCCCUGACACAGCAGUGGAAACUGGCAGCUGCUGUGGUGUGCUCCCCCAUAGAGCCCCGCCCCUUACUGGGCGUCAGGGACCGGCCACCCUUUGCCCUUCGGCACGCGUGUAUUUCCCUUUUGUUACCAAAGGAACCUGUAGGGACACGCCUGUCCACUGGCAGUCCUGAGGCGGGGGCCCCACUUCCUGGUCUGGGUGCUGGGCUGGGUGCUGGGCUGGGCUUCCUCGCCCCAGGCACAGGGUCCUUGAGACCGGGUGGCUCCCAGGCGGGAGCCUCUGCUCACAGCUGCUGCCUUCUCCGCAGCCUCCCGCUGCCCAGGUGUGGCUCUUGUCCGCUCACAGCGUGGACACUCUGCUGAGUGCGGGGACUGGGGGGGUCGCUGUGGGCCGGCAGGGCGGGGCCGCCACCACGUGCUCAUCCUUGCCCCCAGCUUCCAGCAACUGAGGCCCUUCGCUGCCGUUCACUUGUACGGACAGGCUUUUCUAUACCAAAAGUAUUUUUUGACGAGACCAUUCGAAACUCCCAGAAUGAUGUUGGAAAUGUUUUUUCUCUCAUUAAAAUCCAGGCCCUUCGGCUUUAUUUUCCA